Messenger RNA from Arabidopsis arenosa, 2225 nucleotides. Lineage: Eukaryota; Viridiplantae; Streptophyta; Magnoliopsida; Brassicales; Brassicaceae. The record is from the annotation of a GenBank genome assembly.
GUUUUUUUCUUCUUCCUUAUCUCUCCGCCUCUUUCUAGGGUUUCUCUCAAAUCCACAAAGCUCUUCAACCAUGGCGGACGAAUCUCAAUACUCAUCUGACACUUACUCCAACAAACGCAAAUACGAAGAACAAACCGCUCCUCCUCCAUCAACUCGCAGACCCACCGGUUUCUCUUCAGGUCCGAUCCCAUCUGCUUCACCUGAUCUCACCGCAACCGCCGUUCCUCCACCGUCUUCUUACAACAGCGUUCCUCCUCCGAUGGAUGAAAUCCAGAUUGCUAAACAAAAAGCACAAGAAAUCGCUGCUCGUCUUCUUAAUAGUGCUGAUGCUAAACGUCCUCGUGUUGAGAAUGGUGCUUCUUAUGAUUAUGGUGAUAAUAAAGGGUUUAGCUCAUAUCCUUCUGAGGGUAAGCAGAUGUCAGGGACGCCUCCGUCUUCGAUACCGGUUUCGUAUGGUAGCUUUCAAGGAACUACUAAGAAGAUUGAUAUUCCGAAUAUGAGAGUUGGUGUUAUCAUUGGUAAAGGUGGAGAGACUAUUAAGUAUCUUCAACUUCAGUCUGGAGCUAAGAUUCAGGUUACUAGAGAUAUGGACGCAGACCCUAAUGCUGCUACGAGGACUGUUGACCUAACCGGCACGCCUGACCAGAUUUCAAAGGCUGAGCAGUUGAUCACUGACGUUCUUCAAGAGGCUGAGGCAGGUAAUACAGCUGGUUCGGGUGGAGGCGGCCGUAGGAUGGGUGGACAAGCAGGAGCUGAUCAGUUUGUUAUGAAAAUUCCGAAUAAUAAGGUUGGUCUGAUAAUUGGUAAAGGAGGUGAGACAAUCAAAUCUAUGCAAGCUAAGACUGGAGCUCGAAUUCAGGUUAUUCCUUUGCAUUUGCCCCCUGGAGACCCAACGCCAGAACGAACUUUGCAGAUUGAUGGGAUAACCGAGCAGAUUGAACAUGCUAAACAAUUAGUUAAUGAAAUCAUCAGUGGCGAGCACUCUUUAGUUGGUAUUAGGUUAUUUUGCUGCAUAAACUUUGCCUUUGAGAAAAUAGGGAAAGGGAUGGGCUUCUGCAGGAGUAACCCAAUAAUUUCACCAAUCAGUACGAACCGUAUGAGAAACUCAGCAAUGGGCGGAGGGUAUCCACAACAAGGUGGUUAUCAAGCCCGCCCACCAUCAAGCUGGGCACCACCUGGUGCUCCACCAGCACAACCUGGUUAUGGUGGUUACAUGCAACCGGGAGCAUAUCCAGGUCCACCUCAGUAUGGUCAAUCACCUUACGGGAGUUACCCUCAGCAAACUUCAGGUGGUUACUCCUCCACCUGGGAUCAAUCCUCUGUGCCACCAUCCCAGCAGAGUGCGCAAGGUGAGUAUGAUUAUUACGGUCAACAACAGUCACAGCAACCAAGCAGUGGUGGUAGCUCAGCCCCACCGACAGAUACCACAGGGUACAAUUACUACCAGCAUGCUUCUGGUUAUGGCCAAGCUGGUCAGGGAUACCAGCAAGAUGGGUAUGGAGCUUACAAUGCCUCUCAGCAAUCAGGAUAUGGUCAAGCUGCUGGGUAUGAUCAACAGGGUGGUUACGGCAGCACCACUAAUCCAAGUCAAGAGGAAGAUACAUCUCAAGCCGCUCCACCAUCGUCCGCUCAGUCUGGACAGGCUGGGUAUGGUACAACUGGUCAACAGCCGCCUGCUCAAGGUAGUACUGGUCAGGCAGGGUAUGGAGCUGCUCCAACUUCUCAGGCUGGUUACAGCAGCCAGCCACCAGCAGCUUACAGUUCUGGGUAUGGAGCACCACCACCGUCUUCAAAGCCACCAGCUUAUGGCCAGAGCCAGCAGUCUCCAGGUGCUCCCGGGAGCUAUGGUAGUCAGUCUGGGUAUGCCCAACCAGCAGCGUCAGGAUAUGGACAACCUCCAGCGUAUGGGUAUGGUCAAGCACCACAGGCAUAUGGGUCUUAUGGAGGAUACACACAACCUGCUGCUGGUGGAGGUUACUCUUCAGACGGGUCUGCUGGAGCUGCCGCUGGUGGUGGUGGCGGUACACCGGCUUCACAGAGUGCUGCUCCACCUGCUGGACCACCCAAAGCAUCCCCAAAAAGUUGAUAUGUUUAUGGAUAAAUUUCAGCUGUUAUACAAUACAGGCUUCCAUGCUCUUUAUCUUUUUCUUGAGGAUUUCUUAAUGUUUGUCUUUCACAUUUUAGUUCUUUUAACGUUCUCUUUAUAUUAAAGAUAAUGGUUAAUG